This is a messenger RNA of Aspergillus ochraceoroseus IBT 24754, 633 nucleotides long. RefSeq lists its product as uncharacterized. Bases 41 to 607 code for a protein of 188 amino acids. Lineage: Eukaryota; Fungi; Ascomycota; Eurotiomycetes; Eurotiales; Aspergillaceae. The record is from RefSeq and is a predicted model, not a curated record. The transcript is spliced from 3 exons.
GAUUCAGUUCAGUUCAGAUCAGAUUCUCUCUUCUUCCAAUAUGUAUUCCCUCCUCCUCUUCUCCCUCUUCUCCCCCAUCCUCGCCAAUUAUACCUUCCCCACCGGCUUCGACGUGAGCGAGAUUUCCGCCAACACCAAAGCCUCCUGGUGUUUGGGGGAGCUUAAUUCGUGUCCAGAGCUCUGUGGUGGUUCUGCCCAGGUCAAUCACUGCGAUUCGUCGACGCUGGAUUUCACUUGCACCUGCUCCAAUGGCUCAACCGCCGAUGUAGCCCUGUAUCAACAGACCAUCCCCUUUUAUGUCUGCCAGGCCAACUACGGUCAGUGUAUCGCCCGUUCCUCCACUCAGGAGGAAGAUGCGACCUGUAAAGAAGGUCUCAGUGAGUGCGGGACCUUGAACGCGUCCAGUGUCAGCACCAGCACCAGCACCAGCACCAGCAGCAGCACCACCACCACGGCCACGCAGACUUCAACCGCGACGGAUUCCGCCAGCACCACCACCACUGCCGCUUCGACUACCCAUACCGGUGCCGCUGUCCAGCUGCUGCAGAAUCAUGGAGUGGCUGUCUUUGCCACGGUGAUGUUGGGCGUGUUGGUGGGGGCUCUGUAGUUUUGUUUUUUUUUUUUUCUUUCUUU